AUGUUGGAGGACACUGAGCUCACAUUCAGUGAGUCCACAAUGAGCAGCAGAGUGGCAGAGGGCCGCCUGCAGACCCUGCAGAUCUACCGCCUGCUUCAGCUAGUCCAUAAAGUGGAUAAGGCACAGAUAGAGAAGAUGGUGCAGCUCGGGGUGGAAGACCUCAUCAGUCUCACAGAGCCGAAGGACGGCGUGGGGGUGCUCCACGUGGCAGUUUCAGCCAACAAUCUAGAGCUCGUCACCUUCCUCCUCUCCAAGGGAGCAGAUCCUAACGUGCAGGACAAAAGGGGCCGCGCUCCGAUUAUGUUAGCUGCUGAGCUGGGCAACGAUCCCAUUGUGUCUCUUUUGGCCCACAGCAAAGCCAACCUGAGGCUCCUGGAUGUAGAGGGCAAAAAUGUGCUGUUCUACUGCAUCUACCCCACCAAACGCCACUGCCGCUGCCUGCAGGUGUUGCUUAAGUGCGGUGCCGAUGCCAACAGCGUGUCAGUGCAGGGGAUGCAUGUCUUUCAGCUGAUGUGUGAAAAGGCCCAGGAGUGCACCCCCCUGUGCCUCAUUAUGCUGAAUGCUGGGGCAGACCCCAAUGCAGCACACCAGAAAACUGGAGUCACAGCGUUGAUGGAGGCCGUCAAAGCAGGUUCCCUGCCGCUUGUUAGAGCUAUAAUCAGGAUGGGCGGAGACCCCAGCGCCUUUGACAGAAAGCGGCUCACAGCCGUCCACUAUGCUGCCAUGGGGGGCUUUUUUGAGGUGCUUCAGGUGCUGUCUGCAUACUCAGCAGACAUGAGUGCGAUGAGCCUUAAGGACUGCACAGCCUUACACUACGCUGCUGCCUCGGGCAAUGCAAACUGCUGCAAGUUCCUGGCACAGAGAGGUUGUAACCCUAAACUGAAGAACCGGGAAGGUUUGCUGCCGCAUCAGAUUGCCAAAGAUUCCGGUCACAACGCAGUAGCCAAGGAGCUCCGGAGGGCGGAGAGGAAGCAGGGAAAAGGCAGCGAUCCCAGCGGCACUGAGCAGAUGUCAGAGCUCUGGGCACUGACUCUCCACGACUGGUCUCAAGAGUAUGAAGCUGAACUGUGGAAAGCCUUUGGCGACAAAUCAGACACAGUUACUGCAGAGAGGUUUAUUUCUGUAUUAGAGGAGCUACAAGCUCCAGUUGAACCAGACCAGAUCCAAGCAGUCAUCUCAGCCCAUGGAGGAGACGUCAACAUCAGUGACUUCAUCAGAGGAGUCAAGUACAUCAAGAAACCGUUCCGCCUCUCCUCGUAUAUGCCUAAGAAGAAAAAGGGGGGAAAGGGAAAAAAAGGGGGCAAGAAGAAGAAGAAGGGUCCGUUUGUUCUCCCCAUGCCCAUUUGCACCCUCCCACCGGAGCUGAAGCCCCGACGAGCAGACGGAGGCCCACCCAACUUCAUGAUCAGCUCAUACUUUAACUGCUCGGACGUCCUCCGAUUCGACCCGGCUCACCCGCCGGUGCAUCCGGUGAUGAACGACUCAGGAUGGUACAUACACAAGCCACCGCCGGUCUACAUCAACGUGAACUGCUGCGUGAGAACCAAUGAUCUGGAGUCUCUGGACCACGCCUUCAGUGAAGGGGUGCCGGUGGAUGUUCAGGAUGAGUUUUACAAGACGCCGCUGAUGGUCGCGUGCUCCACUGGCAGCUAUGAGAUGGCUCAGUACCUCCUCAGCAAGGGGGCUGAUGUGAAUGUGUGUGACCAGUUCUUCUGGACCCCCCUCCACCAUGCAGCGUACGCCGGGCAGCGGGAACUCGUUGAACUUCUGGUGAAUGCCGGAGCUAACAUCGAUGCCCCGGCCCUGGGCGGAGCCACGCCCCUCAUGAGGGCCAUUGAGACGUCUCGAGUCUCCUGUGUGGAUUUCCUCAUCGAGGCGGGUGCCAGUGUGCUUGCAGAGAACAAGAGAGAGCAAAGCUGCCUUGAUGUUGCCAGAGAUUUUGCAAACCCUGUAAUAAUCGACUUGGUCAAACAAAAGAUGGAUUCUCUGCCUAAACCAAAGGACAAAGCAAAAGGAAAGGGGGCCGAAGCUAAAAAGCCUAAAGCGACUAAAGCCAAGGUUGCUGCUGCAAAAGUCGCUGUGCAAGCAGAGACAUCGUCUGCAGCAGCAGAGAAGACUCCACCCCAGAAGGAUUCAAAUAGUGUCGUCCUGCAGAACACCAGCAUCACGACUGGGAAAACCAAAAUCGUGGACAUCACCUUUGUGCCAAAGACGGUUUGGGGGAAGCCGCCCACCACCAGCCAGCUGAUGUCAAAGAUAGAGAGAAGGAAUAAGCACCCAUCCCUCGAGGUGGACUUUGACGACCUCGUGAUGCCUUUCAGCCACGACCUCCAGGGCACGAUGCUGGAGCUAACAAACACCGCGGAGUAACAGGCAGCGAGGUUAGACAGAGGCUGACAUCUUGGACUGAAACUGGCCGCUUAUCAUAAUUGUGGAUAUUUCAUCUUUUCCACAUGGCUUCCUUUUUUCUGCCUUG
This is a messenger RNA of Pelmatolapia mariae (spotted tilapia), 2476 nucleotides long. Its product is annotated as ankyrin repeat and EF-hand domain-containing protein 1-like. Bases 1 to 2370 code for a protein of 789 amino acids. The transcript has 11 exons. Gene Ontology annotation, molecular function: protein binding. The record is from RefSeq and is a predicted model, not a curated record. Lineage: Eukaryota; Metazoa; Chordata; Actinopteri; Cichliformes; Cichlidae.